CUUCCCUCCAUUUCUACACGUCUACUACUACACACACUCUACAACACAACCACUUUUAAUCUCUCGCAUACAUUAUAUUCUUGGCCUAGUUUCGACACGACACGACACACACACGCGCCCACCCCCUCCUCACCCACCCUAUUGCCACCGCCGGUCAACUCCUGGACACGUCCGCCCGCCGCAGACGCCCCCUACGCACCCGCCUCCGCCCCGCGCCCCUUGACCACAGCUCAGCCCGCCCGCCAACCCGCCGACCGCCAUCACAAUUCACGACCAGCUCGGCCACUGGAGCCUUGGCGUCACCACGAGCGCACUCCCUGCUUAAGCGACAGCGCACCAACGCGCGCUGGCGUUGCGUCCCCCCAACACGUCCGCCAUGUUCAACGGCCUCAAGGGACACAAGGGGGACAGAGCGUCCAAGGCGGCGUCGCGCCAAAGCGGCUCGCGAACUUCGACCUCGUCCGCAUCGUCAAGCCAGCGACCACCAUCGUCCCAGGCUAGCGAUCUUGCUCACUCGGUUCCCUAUAACCAACUCCCUUCAUCCAAGCCGGUCCCCGUUGUCGCCUCGAGCCCAGCAGCAGGUCUAAGUUACACGCUAUCUGGCCGCCGAGAAGAUGGCGUUCCCACUGCUCGUUUGAUCAGUCCCAGUGCAGCGCUCAUGGAGGAAAUGCGACCCCAAUCGUCCGCUUCUAGUCACGACUCUCACACCAACGGCAGACACGGCACACCCUCCAUCAGAAGCGAGUUUGGAGGAGGCUCCCCUUCACCCCACCCCUACAACAGCAACUACGGCCAAUCGUCGGCAACCUUGGCAACGAGGAGGGGUUCAGAUACGGCAUCGCUGAGAACAGUAGCGUCCUCCUCUGGUUCGGUCUCGCAGCGGCCAAACGACGAGUUAGGCCGAUAUCCAACUCUGACCAGGGCGACACAGAGCUACGUUCCCGUCUCCAUACCCGGCCGUCCAGCACCCCAAAUGCCCAACUACGCGUCGUCAAUCGCCUCGACCUCGGGGCGGGGGCACGAAGAGUUUGCCUUUCCGCGUCCUUCUGACAAUGAGAUCGAGAGGAUGUUCCAGGUGCUCGUCGAGAACCGCGACCUCGACCAGUCAAGCAAUGUCGUCCCCUCCAUCUCGUCGCGACACUCGGGCUUUUCCACCAUGAGUGGGGUGUCCUCUUCGGCAGUGGCUCGGACCACCUCAACCCUAUCUGUCGACACCAAGUUCCAGAUGGUCGAAGCAGACGCAAGGUCACGUUGGGACACGGCACGGAGGCACAAGGCCAAGGAAGAGGAGGCUGUCAAGAUGGGCCGUGGACGGCGCUCGGCCGCCGCUAUCCCGCGUGACAGCCCCGAGUACAUCAUUCGCAAGGUGUUAGACGACAAGUUGACCCAGCAACACCUGACGACGUUGAACGUCUCGCUGCGGACGUUCCCGCUCGACUGGAUCCAAGAGUUCAUGGACCUCAAGGGUCAGGUGGUUCUGGCAAACUAUCUCAAUACGCUGUCGCAUCGGCGGGGCAAAGGUGGUCUGGAGGUCGAAACCGAGCUUGAGCUGCUCAAGUGUUUGAAACGAUCACUCAGCACAAAGAUCGGUGCAAACGAUGCUAUUAAACAACCUCAAGUCAUCUACGCCAUUGCAAACUCUCUACUCUCAGCCCACCCCCCCUGCCGCAAAGUGUCUGCAGAGAUCCUGCUCUUCUUCGCCUUGUGGGAACAGCACUCCGCGGACAGACUGGGCCUGCAGAUCGUCCUGCGCGCAUUCGAACAGCUCGAGGCCAACCACAACGCCCAAGUCGGAGUCACCAACAAGGUCUCGCGAUUCGAGCGCUGGCUCCGACAGACCGAGGAGGUCGUCAGCAGUCGAGGAAGGAUGGGCUCCCAAGUCGGCGCGACGUCGACUGGCGUCGAGUCGAACCAACUACUGGACUACACCAUGACAAUGAUCCACUUUGCGCACGCUCUCACAUCAGCCAACGAUCUUCGCGCCCGUAUCUCUAUCCGCGGCCAGCUCGACCUCGCAAACUUGCAAGGCGUCUUCGCCAAGAUCAAGACUUGGAACGAACAUUCGACCACCAAGCUGAUCCAGCAGUACGAGGAAGAGGAAGAAGCAGAUCGCAGAGAUCUUGCCCAGGAGCAGAACCGACAGACUCUCCAGUCCAUGAAGUCGCCCGAAGACGUCCUCCGCGCGCUCUUCGACAUGACCAAGGGGACAAAGUCAAGCGCAUACCUCCUCAACACGUUCCGGCACCUCCUUCUCAUCAAGGAGGAGGGCGAGGAGCGGGUACGCUACUUCCAGCUCAUCGACCAAUUGAUCCAAAGCAUCGUCAUGAACGACUCCCCCGACUUAAACAAGGACUUCUCAAGAGCCUUUGGUAUCUCGGUGCAGCAGGUCAUGGGCAAGUUUGUCGAGCAGCAGCGUAUGGACGAGGCACUUCAAGAGUUGAAGGGCUUAAAGGCUCGUCUGGCCGCCAGCGAACGCGAAAAGGUCGACCUGUUAGAGGAAAUGGCGACCGGCAGCCACGAUCUCGUAUCGACAUUGAGGGCCGAGAUCACGGACCUCAAGGAGAAGCUCAAGGCCGCUCGAGACUCUCGUGACAACAUCCAGGAUCAGAUGGAAGGCCAGAAGCGGGAUUACGAGCAGCGUAUCGCAGACUUGGAGCUCUACAUCCAAGAGCUGUUCAACAUGCUCCGCGAAACCAACCAUCUGGAGGAAGUCCAGGCCAUGACCAACGGUCCUAUCGAUCGACGAAAGCUCAUCCACGACUUGCGAGAGAAGUGGGAGAGGAAGAAGACGAUCCAACGGCUGGAGGGCCGCAGACGGUUGGGCAAGACGGCCGAGGAUGUCAGCGAGGAUGAAGACGAGGCCGAGGCCGAGGCCGAGGAUGUGGAAGCCGACCAGGCUGCCAAGGGUCCCCGCGUUCGCACCCCGAAGGCCAAGAAGACUACCACCGCCGCAAAGUCACCCUUGGCUGAGCGAAGCCGAGUGUCCGGCUCGCAGUUCCUGGAUGCCGAGGAGGACCAUGUUCGCGCUCACAUUGAGAACUCGUUGGCUCAGGGAGCAGACAAAGUCGUGAGUCCAUUGUUGCACUGGGCAUUGGUUGACCAAACACAGUCGCCUGUUCGCUUCCCUGCUGGGUCAUCGUCGCGAAGCACGAGACACGAGCGGCGCCACGCUCCGAAUGCUCCUCCGAUCCAGGAGAAGUCCAUCUUACGCAGCUCGCCGAGGAGCCCAACAAGCUCUGGCGUCGAGCAGCAGCACAAGUUCUUGGAGGAGCUGCGUUAUCGUGCAAUUGCUCGCAGUUCAUCUGCGCCAGCCAUUGUCAACCUUGGCGAGGACCACGACGCGCUGUCUGACCUCGCCUACAUUAGUGGUGGAGGUGUCGACCCAGCCAGCCGAUCCUUGUCUGCCAGGGAUAGCUUCUCAGCCCAGGUACUCAGCCGAGCCAGGACAAUACGCGCCGGCUCCAACGAGCCGGACGACUACCUUCCUGCUGCUGCUCCUGCCCUUCCUACUCUUGACGAGGAUGACGAGAUCAAGGCCGCCGAGGCUGAAGCUCAGGAGGCAGCUGGAGUAUCUGGUGUGUCUGGUGCGCCUGGCUCUACCGGCGCUAACGGCGUUGCCUCAGCUGCCCCUGGCACUGCCGCCCCACCGCCACCUCCGCCACCACCUCCACCUCCUCCUCCUCCGCCGCCACCUCCGCCACCACCUCCACCUGGACCACCUGGAUUGCCGGCAGGGUUACUGGCUGGCAUUCGAUCGGCAAAGCUCCCUUCAGCGGAAGGAGGUCCUCCCCCACCGCCCCCACCACCACCACCUCCUCCUCCGCCUGGUGCUGGCUUGCCCCAAGGUGCCCCUGCAGGCAUGGCCGGGUUACUUGCGGGUAUCAGAGCGGGUGCCAAGCUCAACAAGGCUGGCACGCCCCCACCGCGCACUCCGGACGCGCCUCCACCACCUCGUGGGCCCUUCGGCAGCGCCGCCGUGUCGCGCGCGCCGAACGCGCCUAUCGGCUCGCUGUUCCACGGUGUCAAUGACUCGCGCAAGAACGUCGCCAUGGUGGCCUCCAAGAAGAUGAAGCAACUUCAGUGGGACAAGGUCUCCAAGGCUCAGCUCCAGCGGACUGUCUGGUCGGAGCCCGAGGCGCCCGUCGCCGAGGAGGAACUUGUCCAGCGCAUGAAGGCUGCCAACCUCUGGUCGGAGAUCGAGGACGAGUUCAAGGCAAGGGAAAUCAUCUACGAUGCCGUCAAGAAGAAGAAGGAGACGGAGCUUCUCAGUGUGCUUGCGCCUGAGCACAGAAAGCGCAUCGAAAUCUUGAUGGCCGGUUCGACGGCCAAGAGCUUCAUGCCGCCCGAGAAGCUCAGCGACGCCAUUGCCAACUUCAACAAGGACCUCUGCUCGGAGACGUUCCUCCACGAGCUGCGCGGUGUGCUUCCGAACGAUGACGACCGAGGCAAGCUCCUCACACACUCGGCCGAUUCUGAGGCAGAGUUGGAACUGCUGCACCCUGCCGAUCGCCUCAUGGUUCGCCUUAUUCAGGUGCCUCACCUCGCCGAUCGUGUCAAGGGUAUGCUGUUCCAGGUGCGGUUCGCCCAGAACGUCGAGCUUCUGCAACAGAGUCUCGACCUCCUUAUUGUCGCUUGUCAGGAUCUGCGCGGCGCCAGGAAGUUCCAGCAGCUCAUGAACGUCAUUCUUACCAUGGGCAACUACCUCAAUGGAACCAACUUUGCCGGUGGCGCCUAUGGAUUCAAGAUUGGUUCGAUCAACAAGCUGGUCGACACGAAAUCGUCGAAUGGACAGAACCUCUUGCACUUCCUGGAGCGAACAGUGUCUACGCACUUCCCAGAGCUCGAAGGCUUCCUCCAGGAGCUUGAGAAGCCGUCUGAUGCCAGCCGAGUCAACUUCUCCGACAUGCAGGCGACAUCCAAGCAGAUGCUGGACGAGAUCCGCAGCAUUCGCCAGUCGCUCGAGUCCAAUUUCGAGACCGACAAGGAUGGCUACACCCGGAAGAUGUUCCGCUUCUCCGCUGCCGCCGAGGACGACAUGCAGACGCUCCGCGAUGGCAUUAUCAACGCGGAGAAGGGCCUGCGCGACGUUGAGACGUACUAUGGCGAAGGAGAAGAGCACGGAAGGCGACUGCAGAGCCAAGAGUUCUUUGGCAUCUUCCGGACCUUUACCUCCUCCUACAAGUUCUGUCGGCAGGCAAACCGUGCCCGCCAGGAGGAGGUCGCUUUGCGCGAGCGUCGUGCCGCUGCCCGAGCGGCCCUCACGCCGCAGCCGACUGGCGCCUCUACUUCUUCGGAGAACAACCUCAUCGAAGCACGGCUGCAACGCCUCAAGCUGGAGGGUACGCCACGCAUCAAGCGCGAGCGUCGCCAGCCAGCUCCUCCUCCCUCUCCCCUGCCUGCCAACACCGACUUCAGCGACUUUAUGCUGCCGAACAUGGGUUCGCAGGAUGUCGACUUUGGCUCCUUAGCCCAGAAGAUGAUGAUGAACAUCUUCGAGAGUCCGGCGCCCAACGGCGCCAAGAGCCCGGAAGGAGCCGACGACAUUUCUUUACCUGUGACUCCGAGCCCCAUGCCCAGCGGCUUCAAGAGCCCCGAGUCGAUCCCAUCCAUCUUGGGCGGCGACUUCAACGACGAGCCGCACGACGGUGCGUCGACCCGUCCCCACAGCGGCACGCCCGACUACUUCCACUUGUCGCCGGAAGAAAGCAGCCCUGCGGAUGGCAGGGACGGCACGUUCAGCGACAUUGCCGACGACUCGCCGUACUCUCCCUCCAAGUCGUCCCACCACGCCGAGGAGACUGACGACGACUUGGAGGCCGACCUCCAAUCCCACCUCGAAGCCAUUUCCGAGCUCUCGGCCGGCUCCGAGUACCACCACGAAGACGACGACGAUGCCGGCGAGCACGACACCACGAUUGUCUUCCAACCCCACCAUGAUGAGCAUUAAUAUGAAGCCACAUGCCCAUACCCUGCAUCUUGUUUAUAGCACCUCUAACCACAUUGCCAGGAACGCCGUAUGCAUGG
Vanrija pseudolonga is the source of this 6024-nucleotide messenger RNA. RefSeq names its product Cytokinesis protein sepA (gene sepA). NCBI's taxonomy places the organism in Eukaryota, Fungi, Basidiomycota, Tremellomycetes, Trichosporonales, Trichosporonaceae. The record is from RefSeq and is a predicted model, not a curated record. Gene Ontology annotation, molecular function: small GTPase binding; actin binding. The transcript is spliced from 5 exons. Bases 377 to 5947 code for a protein of 1856 amino acids. Gene Ontology annotation, biological process: barbed-end actin filament capping; mitotic actomyosin contractile ring assembly; actin filament bundle assembly. Gene Ontology annotation, cellular component: mating projection tip; cell division site.